Messenger RNA from Dufourea novaeangliae, 515 nucleotides. Its product is annotated as protein ORAOV1 homolog. Lineage: Eukaryota; Metazoa; Arthropoda; Insecta; Hymenoptera; Halictidae. The record is from RefSeq and is a predicted model, not a curated record. The transcript is spliced from 2 exons. The coding region runs from base 77 to 481 and encodes 134 amino acids.
CAUUAAUUGUAACCUGAAAUAAUCGAACUUACUAUACAUAUAUCGCGGUAAUAAAUUUAAAUUAAGUACAAUAAGUAUGUCUGAUGAGGAUGAUGUUGAUAUAAACAAAGAGUUUGAAAAUUUGCUGUUCGCUGAAGAAAAUGCUCAGAACUUAGGUCACAAAGAAGGUUAUGAGUUUGGCAAACAGCAGCUAAUAAAGGGAUUUCAUCUUGGGUACCAUAGGGCCAGUUUAAUAGGUGCACAAUUAGGAUAUUACUGUGGUGUCUUAGAACAAUAUUUGAACGCAAACAAGUUUAAUUCAGAGAAAGGUGUUACUAUUGCAAAAGAACUUCUUCAAAAUAUUUAUAAUUUUCCAAAACAUAACGAGGAAAAUGUAGACAUAUUGGGAACUGUAGAUAGCAUUAAAUUUAAGUAUGCUAAGUUUUGUUCAUUAACUAAAACUUGUUCAUCAUAUCCAGAAGCAGAUAAAUUUGAUUUUUAAUCAACAGAACUAUUACCCUUAUAAAACUCUAAAG